Messenger RNA from Diversispora eburnea, 309 nucleotides. The record is from the annotation of a GenBank genome assembly. Lineage: Eukaryota; Fungi; Glomeromycota; Glomeromycetes; Diversisporales; Diversisporaceae.
AUGGAAGCCAAACGUUCUUCUGCUUCCUUUCAAUCUUGUAACCUUUUGCACUCUUGGAUACGCUGGAGUCUCUCAAAAUUGAAGGGCUUGAGAAGAAGAUAUCCAACAGAACGAACACACGACAAUGCCACAAAUGAGAGACCAGUUGCGAAUUUCUUAUCACCAAAAUCUACUGCAGCUUUUACUACUAGUUCCACUCUCGGCAUUGGAAACAAUGAUGAAUUUCCAAGAACUCUACGAUUCCAAACCAUGUUCAAGAAGGCCAAAGCAAGAAUUGUAGUUUUUGCAUCAAAUUGCAUAGUUAUAUAG